CGCUUUUAAUAAGAGAUGUUGGAAGAACGCGCUAUCAAUCGUUAUCACGACGACCUGACACUUGUUUGACAGCUGCUGACGCGUUUACGGGGUGUUAGCGCUUACAACUACCGGUGCGUGGCGCUGAGCAGCGCGGCGGCGCUGGCGUUCGCGUGCGUGUGCUACGGCGGCGGCAUCCUCGUGCCGGCCGGCGCCUGCGAGCUGCGCGCCGCGCCCAAGCACCAGGCCGCCAUGCUCGCCGCGCCCUUCGUCGCGGGCGUGGUGGGGUCGGUGGUGUGGGGCUGGCUGGGAGACCGGCGCGGGCGGCGGCGCGUGCUGCUGGGCGCGCUGGGCGGCGCGGCGCUGACCAACGCGGCCGCCAGCCUCGCGCCCUCCUGGCAGCUGCUGCUGCUGCUGCAGUGCGCUACCACCUUCCUAGGGUCGGGAGUGUAUCCGCUGGUGAUGACGCUGCUGAGCGAGAGUGCGCCGCGAGCGAGCCGCGACCGCGCGCUGCUCGCCGUCGCCACCGUCAUGCUGUGCUCGCAGGGCGUCAUGGCAGGUUUAGCAAUCCCCAUCAUACCCCUGACGUUCUCCUACUACGUCCCGGCCCUAAGCAUCUACUGGAACUCGUGGCGGAUGCUCAUGUUGGCGUACUCGCUGCCGGCCAUCGUCGCCGGGCUGGGAAUAUGGCUCUUCAUCCAAGAGAGUCCCAAGUUCGUACUCAGCAAGGGCGACGAGGAUGGUGCCAUGAAAAUUCUGAAAUUUAUUUAUAAAAUAAAUAAAGUGGACGAGAAGCUUCAGGUGCAGGGGCUCUUUCUAGAUUCCCAGGAGAUGGCGACGGCGAUGGCGGGGGCGGAGGCAGGGGCGGGUGAGGCGGCGGCGGCGGGGCGCGGGCGGGUCGCGGCGCUGUUCCGCGCGCCGCUGCGCAAGUACACCGCCAUCUGCACGCUGCUCUUCAUCGGCAUGCAGUUUGUAGGAGCUUUUCUAAUUUGGCUGCCGAAGAUAUCGAACCAGUUGACGAAGUUGCUGCAGACGGGCGAGGGCUCCGACAUGACGCUCUGCGCCAUCAUCGAGAGCAGCCUGUAUGCCGAGACGAGAGCACUCGCCGAGCCCGCCGGCGCCGCGAGUGGUGUCUCCUGCUCCAUUAACGUGUCGGCACUGCUGAUACUGCUGGCGGCGUGCAGUCUGCAGUUGAUCGCUAACGGUGUGCUCAGUCUGGCGGUGGGGCGCUACGGGCGGCGCGACUCGGUGACGGUGUUGGUGCUGGCGUGCGGCGCGAGCGGCGCGCUGGCGGCGGCGGGCGCGCCCGCGGCCGUCGGCGCCGCGCUCUACGCCGGCCUCGUCGUCGGCAUCGUCGUCGUCGGGCCCUACACCGCCAUCGCCGUCUCGCUCUUCCCCACGCACUUGAGGAGCCUAGCGGUGGGGCUAACGAUGACGGGCGGGCGGCUGUGCGGCUUCUUCACCAUCCAGCUCGCCAACUACCUACUCGGGCGCCACUGCCGGCUCGGCUUGCUGCUGUUCUCCGCCGUCUUCGCCACUUCUGCGCUGCUGUUGCGCCUGCUGCCGAGCGACCGACGCCGGCGCCCGCGAGUGGCGAUUGAGUCGGCGGAUCCUAGUGGCGUCGCCUUGAAACCAUUACGAGUAAACAAACCUACAACAGACUAA
Messenger RNA from Cydia strobilella, 1644 nucleotides. RefSeq names its product organic cation transporter-like protein. The transcript has 11 exons. The record is from RefSeq and is a predicted model, not a curated record. NCBI's taxonomy places the organism in Eukaryota, Metazoa, Arthropoda, Insecta, Lepidoptera, Tortricidae. Gene Ontology annotation, biological process: transmembrane transport. Gene Ontology annotation, molecular function: transmembrane transporter activity. Bases 232 to 1644 code for a protein of 470 amino acids. Gene Ontology annotation, cellular component: membrane.